Molecule: messenger RNA, 578 nt
Organism: Symbiodinium sp. CCMP2456
Lineage: Eukaryota; Dinophyceae; Suessiales; Symbiodiniaceae
Source: the annotation of a GenBank genome assembly
GCUAUCUUUACAAGAAGUACACGUAUCCGUUCUGCGAUGUCGGGGACAUUUGCAUGGCCACCCCACUUCCGGAGAUAGAGGACCAGACUGUGGCUCCAGCUUACUUCGUUGGACCCGCAAAAGUCAGGUACAUGGAUGACUUGGCCGAGAAGGAGGUUGAAGUCAGCAAGGUCUCCCCCUUCUGCGAGGAGAGCCGAAAGAAAGCAGUCAAGCUGUACCUUCAGAAGGUGGAGGCAGAGAAAGCCAAGGCUGCGCAAACCGACGACCUCGCGGCGAAGGCAUUGGCGACGGUGAGGCAGGAGGUUGAGACCUUUGCGGCGGACGGUAAGCUGCCCUACAAGCUGGAAGAGGAGUCUCCUACGCUGGCAUUGCUAUCAAAUCUGAUGUCUGCAUACGGCCUGCCGGAAGACGAGAAGGUCAACGCCUUCGCCGGAGAGCGCUGGAUCGCAGCCUGUGAGGAAGUGGAUCCUGAUGCGACAGGCGCAAUCGCCGAAGACCAGCUUGUGCCAGUGUGGCAGAAGGUGAAGGCUGCGUUUGUCAGCAUGUUCGAGAGCAAACUCGAGGAGCUUCGCGGUUGA